Molecule: messenger RNA, 3507 nt
Organism: Terrapene triunguis (Three-toed box turtle)
Lineage: Eukaryota; Metazoa; Chordata; Testudines; Emydidae
Product: integrator complex subunit 6
Exons: 18
Coding region: 547-2994 (815 amino acids)
Biological process (GO): snRNA 3'-end processing
Cellular component (GO): integrator complex
Source: RefSeq, a predicted model, not a curated record
GCUGUAGAGACUUUCAUGAAGCUCCGCGCCCGGGACCCCGCCAGCAGAGGAGACAGGUACAUGCUGGUCACUUUCGAGGAGCCUCCCCACGCGAUCAAGGUAACCCCCGUGAAUCGCCCUCCUUCCCCCGGGCCGGGCUGCCCGCCCCUCCCCCGCGCUCCCGGCGGCGCAGCGCAGCUCGCCCUGCACAGGCACACACAGGCUCUGGCAGCGGCGGCGGCGCUGACAUCAACAUGGCCGACAUUUUUCCUGUGCGGUGUCUGAGCAGCAGUGGACUGUGGGGGAUAUUGAUUCAAGUUAGGAGAAGUGACAGCAACUCCAAGGCGAGUUCGGCUGCCAGGGGCGGCGAGGAGCGGUACCUGCUUCGGGCCGGGCAGCCUUGGCUGGCGCUUCCCCCUCGUCGUGCGUGGAGACCUGGAGCCUCCACAUGACACAUCAGAAGGGAACCUGCUGUAGGUCAUUGACCGGCCCCGUCCGCUGCCGUGGACCAGGCUCUGGUUAUUCUAAUGACCCGCAGCUGGCUGGAAAGAAAACCAUGCAACCUUUAUGAAUGAAUUGAAAAACCUUCAAGCUGAAGGACUUACGACUCUUGGCCAGUCUCUAAGGACAGCUUUUGAUUUAUUAAACUUAAAUAGAUUAGUAACUGGCAUAGACAACUAUGGGCAGGGAAGAAACCCUUUUUUUCUGGAGCCAGCAAUAAUUAUAACAGUUACUGACGGGAGUAAAUUAACUACCACGAGUGGGAUACAGGAUGAGCUCCAUUUACCUCUCAAUUCUCCUUUACCUGGAAGUGAAUUGACUAAGGAACCUUUUCGCUGGGAUCAGAGACUAUUUGCUUUAGUUCUGCGUUUGCCUGGCAUCACAACUCCAGAAUCAGAGCAGAUAGCAGGUGUGCCCGUUGAUGACUCAGCAAUCACACCUAUGUGUGAAGUCACAGGAGGUCGCUCGUAUUGUGUGUGUUCUCCAAGAAUGCUGAAUCAGUGUCUUGAGUCACUGGUUCAAAAAGUGCAAAGUGGAGUAGUAAUAAACUUUGAAAAAUCUGGACCAGAUCCUUCACCAACUGAAGAUGGACAGAUGGAUAUAGCUAGGUCUUUUGGACCCCACCCUUGGCACAGCUGUCACAAACUUAUCUAUGUCAGACCAAACCCUAAAACUGGAGUUCCCAUAGGCCACUGGCCUGUUCCAGAAUCCUUUUGGCCAGAUCAAAAUUCUCCAACAUUGCCACCUCGCACAUCUCACCCUGUAGUGAAGUUCUCCUGCACUGACUGUGAACCAAUGGUCAUUGACAAACUACCUUUUGAUAAAUAUGAGUUAGAACCUUCACCGCUGACCCAGUUUAUUCUGGAAAGGAAAUCUCCUCAGACCUGCUGGCAGGUGUAUGUGAGCAAUAGUGCAAAAUAUAGUGAACUUGGCCAUCCUUUUGGUUACUUGAAAGCCAGUACAGCACUGAAUUGUGUGAACCUGUUUGUGAUGCCUUACAAUUAUCCAGUCCUCCUUCCCCUCUUAGAUGACUUAUUCAAAGUACACAAGGCAAAGCCAACCUUAAAAUGGCGGCAGUCAUUUGAAAGCUAUUUGAAGACAAUGCCUCCUUACUAUCUAGGGCCUUUGAAGAAAGCUGUGAGAAUGAUGGGAGCGCCUAACCUUAUAGCAGAUGGUGUGGAAUAUGGACUUAGUUACAGUGUCAUUGCAUACCUCAAAAAGUUGAGUCAACAGGCCAAAAUAGAGUCCGAUAGAGUCAUUGGCUCUGUAGGCAAAAAGGUAGCGCAAGAGACUGGAAUUAAGGUCAGAAGCAGAUCACACAACCUGUCUAUGGCACAUAGGAACGAUUUUCAACAACUGCUACAGGGGAUUACUGGGGAAAUUCCUCAUAGACUUCUAGACCUCAAUAUGAAGGAGUAUGCUGGGUUCCAAAUAGCUUUGCUGAAUAAGGAAUUGAAACCUCAGACCUUUAGAAAUGCUUAUGAUAUACCCAGAAGGAAUCUUUUGGAUCACUUAACAAGAAUGAGGUCUAAUCUUAUGAAGAUAACUCGCAAGUUUCUCAAAGGACAAGAUGAAGAUCAAGUUCACAGUGUACCAAUAGCACAAAUGGGAAAUUAUCAGGAGUACCUAAAACAGAUACCAUCUCCUCUUCGAGAGCUUGACCCUGAUCAACCCCGAAGGCUACAUACAUUUGGUAAUCCAUUUAAAUUGGACAAGAAGGGAAUGAUGAUAGAUGAGGCAGAUGAAUUUGUAUCAGGGCCUCAAAAUAAACACAAACGACCCGGAGAACCAAAUAUGCAAGGGAUUCCUAAAAGACGUCGGUGUAUGUCACCCCUUCUCAGAGGCCGGCCACAGACUCCUCCUGUCAUGAACAAUCACAUUGGAGGAAAAGGGCCACCUACACCUGUAACACAAGCACAGCCAGAUCUUGUUAAACCUAUUCCUAUUCACAAAACUUCAGAAACCAAUAACGAGAUUGCAGCGGAUGAUGCGACUGAGAAUCAUGUUGCAGACCCACUUUCAUCAGAUGUUUUUCCAAAUGCUAUGGAUUCUGACUUUUCAGUGUCCCCCUCUCCAUUCAAUUCAUUGGAUGGACCAACAACUCAUUCAGAGGAUCUAGGCCAUGAACAUUUAGGAACUAAUAACCUUAACAUCGAUGAAUUUAUGAAAAAUGAAGAGUUGGGUGGUAAAGAGCGAAGUACUCAAGAAAACUUGCCAGCAUCUUCGCCCAACAAAGGGAAAAAAGUGAUACAUUCCAGAAGUGCAAGAGAGGUUAAUAUAGAACUAAAAGCACAAAUUAUGAAGGAGAUUAGAAAGCCGGGAAGAAAAUAUGAAAGAAUCUUCUUUUUACUGAAGCAUGUACAAGGCAGUUUACAAACACGACUGAUAUUUUUACAGAAUGUUAUUAAAGAAGCCUCAAGGUUUAAAAAACGAAUGCUGAUAGAACAGCUUGAGGGUUUUCUGGAAGAAAUCCAUCGCAGAUCUAACCAAGUCAACCAUAUCAACAGCAGCUAAGAGAUGUUUUACACAUAGAAAAGCCACAACAGGGCACAGCUGUAUUACCUGCAUUCAUUUUUGACAUGCACUCUUGGCUCAAGUCCCCUAUCUGAAAGACUAAAAGCUGCUCUCUAGUAUGAUGGAAAAAGUAUAUGUAAUCUUUUUCUUCAUUUCUGUUAUUUUUGUAAUGUGAAAAAUAUCACUAAAAGCAUUUUUAUUUAACAAACUAAAAAUAGAGAAUUUCUUGCUUGUCAUUGACUUAAAUGUCACUUUCCCUCAGGUUCUAUUUUCUUAACCCAACCUUCAAAACUAUCAUCUCUGUUAAGGUUGAACUUUGCCAAAAAAAAAAAAAAAAAAAAAAAAAAAAGUUGCUUUGUAAUUUUCAAAAAAAGCACAUACAUUAAACAAGGUAAUGUUUUGUAUAUACAGUUAUUUUGGAUAUAUUAUUGUAAGUUGUACAAAUGUAUUUUGAAAAAUAUUUAAGAAAAGCACUUUUGUUAUUCCAUCAAUAAAAAAAACCCUCUAUUUUAA